Molecule: messenger RNA, 2094 nt
Organism: Hymenoscyphus albidus
Lineage: Eukaryota; Fungi; Ascomycota; Leotiomycetes; Helotiales; Helotiaceae
Source: the annotation of a GenBank genome assembly
CUUAAACUCCCUCCUUCUUCUAUCUUUGUUUUUAAUUGUCUCCCCCUCUGGAAGCCUGUGAAAAGGAGUCUUUUGGAGUAUUUUGUAUUCCAGUCGAACCGAACGAGGAGCUUAAUUGCUUCCUCUGUUGCCUCUCAAGAUGGUCACAAAAUCGAGAGCGUACAACUGGUAUGUGUCCGGUGAUACAAGAAAGCAUCCGAAAACUAACUGGUAACCUUCAGGUACAUUUCUCUCGUGGCAGCAGGAUGUAUGGUAUUUAUGGGAUAUGAUGCCUCCGUUUUUAAUGCCGUUCAAGGCAACAAACAUUGGCUCGUCUUCUUCGACGCUCCUGUACGAAAUCCUUUGCCCACUAAGAAAGUCUCAAGACUGAUGUUACAUAUAGAAAGGAAAUCUUUUGGGCUUGAUCAACACCUCCUACUCAAUUGGCGCCAUUGUCGCUGGAUGGUUUAUGGCAGGUCCUAUUGUAAGCACAACACAGUUAUUCAAUCUCCUAAACUAUACGAUUGUGCUGACCCGCUCAGGCUGAUUUUCUAGGUCGAAAAUGGGGAAUUGGAAUCGGAUGUGUUUUGACAAUCAUCGCAAGUUUGAUUCAAGCCUUCGCUCCUCGUCACAAGAUUGGUGUCUUCAUUCUUGGUCGUGUAAUCAUUGGUAUUGGACAGGGUAUUGCUCUGAGUAUGUUUAAUUCCCAUCACUCCCAAUGUUAUAGUAUCACUAAUGUUUUCUUCAGCUGCCGGACCUGUCUAUAUCGGAGAGAUCACACCUGCCGAAAUUCGAGGAAAGGUCAUGUCCUUCUGGCAACUCUUCUACUCAGUCGGUUCCUUCAUUGUAUACUGGGUCAAUUACGCCGCAUCUAAGCACUCGGUCAAGCUUGGAGAAUGGGACUGGAGAAUAGUCGUCAUUUUCCAAAUGCUCGUACCAUUUCUUAUCCUUUUCCAAUUGCCCUUCAUCCCAGAAACCCCUCGCUGGUAUAUAAGACAUGGAGAUCGUGUUGAAGAUGCCCGCAAAGCUCUUCGACAAGUCCGAGACACCGAGCAAGAGAUUGAGGAUGAACUCCUCCAGAUUCGGGAGGCCAUGGCUUUUGAGAAGGAAGUAGUCUCUGAUUCAUACUACGCACUGUUCAAAGAUGCAUCAAUCCGCAGACGUCUUUAUCUUGCUUUUGUCAUUAAUAUCGGCCAGCAACUUACCGGUCAAGGAACACUCAACUCCUAUUCAUCGACAAUUUACAAGAAGGUUUUCAAAUCCGUUGAUACCAUCAAUCUUAUCAACGCCUUGAAUGCUACGUGUGGUAUUAUAUUUACCUUGAAUGCUACGUGGACUGUCGAUCGCUUUGGAAGAAAAUUCCUUUUCAUUGUCGGUGCAGCGGGAAUGGCACUCUGCAUGAUGAUCGUCCCCAUAGUGGGCCUUGAAACUCCAGAUAUCGAUGGCGGUAAAUCGCUUCCUGUGGGGAUCUCGAUCGUAUUCCUCCUCUUCUUGUUCAUUUUCUUCUACAAACCAUCUUGGGGUGCCACUACUUGGAUUUGGACUGCCGAAGUCUUUUCGAUGAAUGUUCGGACUCAAGCAGUAGGGAUGUGUUCGCAGAUGCAAAAUGUUGCGCAGUGUAUCUUUAACCAGUUUUUCCCAAUAUUCUACGAAAAUUGUGGAUUGUAUGUCUUCCUUCCCCUUUCCUACUCUUCUCGUACCGACAUCCGGAAACUAACGCGAAGUCUUCGAUAGAAAAUCCUUCUUUUUCUUCAUGACUGCCAAUAUCUGCUUAGGGGCAUUCGUCUACUUUCUGGUUCCAGAAACAAAAUCCGUUGCUCUGGAAGAGAUUGAUGUUCUUUUCGGUGGAGCCAAUCAUACUGAGAAGGGGGGUGAUUUGUUAAAUAUUGAGGAUCCACAUCACGCUCAUGUCGGCGAUAACGAAAUUCCCCUUGAUGUAUCUGAGAAGACUACUCCAGUCGUAAACACUAUUGAAGAGCUCCCUGCCAAAGAGAUAAAGUUGUAGAUUCGUAUUCAAUCAGGAGCUGGAUGAUACUUGGUGGUAGCGAGUUUUAAUGUUAAUAUAUACCAAAUUGUGUUCGAAUCUGCAAACGUGGAAUCGGAAACGACUUCAUC